Triticum turgidum subsp. durum (durum wheat) is the source of this 1428-nucleotide messenger RNA. NCBI's taxonomy places the organism in Eukaryota, Viridiplantae, Streptophyta, Magnoliopsida, Poales, Poaceae. The record is from the annotation of a GenBank genome assembly.
AUGGCGGCUCGGUCGCCGCCGAGGCCAGUGCUGCUGCUGCUCCUCCUCGCCCUCCUCUGCUGCCACAUUGCGCUCUGCUCCUCCGCCGCGCCGGCCGCCAAGCCCAAGCCCAAGCUCUCCAGCGGCCGCAAGGAGCUCGUCUCCACCGAUGACGACGAGCCGGUCAAGGCGCCCAAGGCCACCGCGGCGGCCGGCGUCAAGAAGAAGGUCGCCUCCUCUGGCGCCAAGAACCAGACCAAGGUUCUGAAAGGCAAGAAACCGGAGGAGUCCACCGCGACAACCAAGGUCACCACCAAGAAGGCGACCGGUAAAGGAGAGUCGACCACGAGCAAGAAGCCGACCGCUAAAGCGGCCGGCGAUGCGGCCAAGCCCAAGGUCCCGAAGCUGGACAAGGCGGCGGCCACCGCCAAGCCCAAGAGCGCCGAUUCCGCCAAGUCCACCAAGGCGGGCGCUGCCAAGCCGGCGAAAUCUGAGGGGGGCGCCCCCAAGGCCAAGAAGCCGUCCAAUUCGACCGCGGAUUCGGCCAAGUCGAGCAAGAAACCGCAGGUUGUCGCCGACGGGAAGGCGGAUUCGACCAAGUCGAGCAAGAAAGCGAAGGCCGUCGUCGCCGACGGGAAGGUGAAGGCGAAUUCGACCGUGAGAAGCGAGGAGGCGGCGGGGGUGGAGGAGGACGUGGUGUUCGCCGAGGAGGCGGAGGGGACGGAGGACCUCAUGUCCGAGUUCCGGGGCCUCCCGGCGCGGCUGCAUCAGACGCUCAUGCCGGACCUGGCGCGGCUGUCGUACACCUCCAAGGCCUACCUGUCGGCCGCCAAUGCGGGGAUCGCCGGCGGCGUGCGGCCGGUCCUGGGGGGCCGGUGGGGCGCGGCGGCGGCCUCCGCGGCGUCGGUGGCCCUGCUGCUGCUGCCCCUCUGCAUGCUCACCGCGCUGGUGCGGCGCAUGGGCCCGUACCUGCCGCUCCUCCACCGCGCGCUGCUGCUCUCGCAGGCCUACCUCGCCAUCUACUUCGGCACGCUCGCGCUCGCCGCCGCCGCCACGGGGCUGGAGCCGCUCCGCUUCUUCCACGCCGCCUCGCCCGCGGCCUACGCCUGGACGCAGGCCGCGCAGUCGCUCGGCUUCAUGGGCUACCUCGUGCUGCAGAUGGUGGACCUCGUCGCCGUCUUCUCCGGGGCCGCCUCGCCGGAGGAGGAGGAGGGCGGCGCGGACGCCACCAAGGCGCUCGGCCUGGCGCAGAUGGUGGUGGGGCUGGCCGUCGGCCUCCACUACUACGCCGCGGUGUUCCACCGCGCCGCCGCCGGCGAGGCCCCGCGCGCGAACUGGCGCGUCUACGCCGUGUACGCCGCGUGCUUCGUCAUCAUCUGCGCGUGCGCGCGAGCUGAGAAGAGGAAGAAGGCCUACCUCGCCGGCGCCGAGGAGUGGAAGAAGAGCUGA